GCUCAUUCCCUCCUCUCCUCUCUCCUCUCUCUCUCUCUGUCUUUCUCUCGCGCGCGCGCGCUCGAUUGAUCUUUCCCUGUGGUGCAUGUGUCGAUUCUCGCGAGCGUUCUGAGAGAGAGGGAGUGAGAGUCGGCAAUAAGCUUUCAUGAUUGCAUCCGGUUGACAGAAACAAACGUGUCGCCAGGAUCAUUUCUUCCGAGGAUGCACUAGAGGAGAAGCACUUGAGAUAGAGAUAUAUAGAUGCCAUGCAAGCAGUAGAGAAGCUGCAGCAGAGCUAUCGUCCAGGGACUUUCUUGAUCUCCGACAACAUGACCAUAGGAGACGAGGGUAAGUGUGGCGGCGGCGGCAGCAGCAAAGAAAAGGGUCGCGAAAACGGAGUUUGCAGCGAUGCAUCCGCAAAACCCAUCACAGAAAAUGACGUACGACGCAACGACAGCAGCAGCGAUCUGGAAAAUCCCCAGCUGCCGGGAUGGUUUGCUGAGAACAGUCCCCUGUGGCCAGGACAAGCACACUUCCUAAAGAUAGAGAAGGUGCUAUUCGAAGGGAAGUCUCAAUACCAGCACAUGAUGGUACUUGAGUCGACAGCAUAUGGCAAGGUUUUCGUCCUCGAUGGCGCACUUCAGCUGACCGAGAAGGACGAGUGUGCAUACCAGGAAAUGAUUACCCACCUCCCUCUUUGCUCCAUCCCUAAGCCGCAAAAGGUAUUGCUCAUUGGCGGAGGAGAUGGAGGCAUUCUAAGGGAGAUCUCCCGUCACUCUUCAGUCGUGCACAUAGAUAUAUGCGAAAUGGACAUGAUGCUCAUCGAUGUGUAUCGAGAAUUCUUCCCGGAGGUUGCGGUCGGAUAUGAGGACCCGCGUGUCAGGCUUCACAUAAUGGAUGGAAGUGAAUUCUUGAAGUCGGCGCAAGGAGGUACAUAUGACGCGAUCAUAGUAGACGCAUUCGACCCAAUAAGGCCAGAGCAUGAGAUUUUCGGGAGUCCAUUCUUCGAAAUGGUGGUGAAAGCUUUAAGGGAAGGAGGAGUGAUGUGCAUUCAAGCAGAAAGCCUGUGGUUUCCCUCUCUCAACCUACCACAACUCAUCCACACUUUCCGGAAUAUAUUCAAAGGAUCCGUCAACUAUGCCUGGGCACCGGUUCCUGCAUAUCCUAGCGGGGUGAUUGGCUUCUUGCUGUGCUCGACGGAGGGACCCCGUGUCGACUUCACCCGACCGGUGAACCCAUUAAACCAUCAUGAUGCCGCGAGCUCCUUGGGCGUAGCUAAAGAGCCGCCCAAGUUUUACAACGCGGAGAUGCACUCGGCUUCGUUCUGUCUGCCAUCAUUCGCGAGGGAUCGCCUUUGACUCCAAAUCGCUUCAAUGGAACAGCGAAAGCCUCUCUAAAUCACACGAGACAAGACAUCAAGAUACGAUUGUUCGCCACACUCCAUGCAUCAGUCCGACAACGAUAUUCAUUUAUCUUCAACACGAUCAUGUUGUUGUUUUAAGUGGGUUUGCAACACUGGAAAUUACUUCUACAGAAAGACAUAAUCAUUCCUUCAUUCCUCUUGUGUUGGCUAUUUAUUGUGAGGAUUUUAGUGGAGUUCCUAGGGAUGUUUACACACAAAACGAUCGAUAUUUUUCAAAUUACGUACUUUCAUUGAUCA
Eucalyptus grandis is the source of this 1639-nucleotide messenger RNA. RefSeq names its product spermidine synthase 1. Gene Ontology annotation, biological process: spermidine biosynthetic process. Gene Ontology annotation, cellular component: cytosol. The coding region runs from base 246 to 1337 and encodes 363 amino acids. Lineage: Eukaryota; Viridiplantae; Streptophyta; Magnoliopsida; Myrtales; Myrtaceae. The record is from RefSeq and is a predicted model, not a curated record. Gene Ontology annotation, molecular function: spermidine synthase activity. The transcript is spliced from 9 exons.